Molecule: messenger RNA, 3393 nt
Organism: Sphaeroforma arctica JP610
Lineage: Eukaryota; Ichthyosporea; Ichthyophonida
Exons: 1
Coding region: 261-3032 (923 amino acids)
Source: RefSeq, a predicted model, not a curated record
CAGACCUCAUGAAUCGUGCAUUUUUGAUUUCACAUACAUAGAACAGAAUACAUUUGUACGUGUUUCAAAACCGGAAUUGCACAAGUUUAGGUGCUAUAGCGACUGUAUCAUUGUCUUUAUACGCAUCCGUGCCUUUGUGAAUGUUUCUUUAGCUUUCGUUGCAGUCUCUCCUCGACGAUUGUUCCAACUCGCUGCUUGAAACUCUCACUGUGUACUUAUAGGUUAUGCAUCUACAGUAAGCAAAGUAAAAGGAUAGUACCAUGGCGGCCGCUCGGUUUCGCCCCUCUCUCAACGAGAUGAACGAAGCGAUAGAGGCCGAAGGUGCCUUCAGUAUCAAACCUGACUCGCUUUACUACUACGAUGAUGAUGAGAUAGUGUGCACAGGGACUGUUCAGCUCAGUCCCUUUCAUUCGAUUCAGAAAAUAGAGGCUGUGCUGCAAUCAACUGUGAUAUACACUAAACGUUCCACUAAUAAAAAGACCAAACGUCCAGUGUUCCGCAUCCGUGUUUCUAUACCGGAGUUAGAUAUGGAGUCUUUAUCAUUGCAACCGUUCGAAGUGAGAGUCAAAGUGCCUAUGUUCACACCCCCAACGGUACACAGCAAGGGUACGUUCCAUAUUAGUCAGAGAAUCGUACGGAUCGAUGCAUUCGUGCGGUGGAGCCUGGAGCUUGUAGGGUUUUACCCACAGGAAAACUUACUUACACUCUCAGGUCCAUCUUCCCGGCGUGCACGUUCAGCUACAACCACAACACUUGACAGAGACUUCAGAAGCGGUGAGACUGCGACCCUAAUGGAGCCUGUACCGGAAGUGCUUACGUUGGGUGAGGGUGGUGGUGAAAAUGAGCAUGAGAAUGAGAAUGGGGAAAUCGGAGCUGACGGAAUUCUGGUAACGGAAUCUGAGUCUACAGAACAGGAUGCAGAGAAUGAGGAGAGACGACGGGAAGACGCGGCAGCGCUUGGAACUUCGUUGGAGCAGGAACCACGGCUUAUCCUGCUGGCAAGGACUAAGAUUAACAAGCGGUCGUUGUAUGAAAAGACAGCAGGAGAGGUAACGGUCGAGGGGAGUACGAGAGGAACGAUCGUAAAACAAUUGAAAGGAGAGACGAAAGAUAUGCCAAGUGUAGAACACGACGAUGUAUUAGCCGAUACAGAAAUGGGGGAGAUAUCUGAUGAAGGCCUGGGAGAACCAGAGGAACCUCGACCAUCGGUAGUCGAAAAUGUGGCCUCGAAAACUUUCCAACCAGCAACUAAAGCUGAUUUGCAGUUUAUGUACGAGGCACAAGAUAACUCUUUGACUUCUUACCAGAGUGCUGGUAGCUCUAACAGCGAUAAGCAUGGCGCUAUAUCCCUCGAGCAUCCAGAGGAACAGGCUCGAGCAGAUAGAGAACGGGAGAUAGCGGCCACUGAGUUGGAUGCGAUCUUGCAAACAGAUUACGAAAUCGGGGACGAUAAGUCCGAUGUUCACAAGAAGGUGUUCAUUAUGCGUGCCACUUUGACCCAAUCUACCACACUCUGCAAUAAGGAGCCCUUCGAAAUCAAGGUAUCACUUCUGAAUGAAACCAAAACUAUUAUAGCUCGCAGCAUCGAAGCAAGCCUGGUCCAGGUCAAUUCGUACUUUCUGAGUGGUCGAAGACUGAGGCAGAGCACAACCGUGGCCAGCGACAAAAUCAAAUUAUCCAAAUUCAAAACUAAGUCCCUAUAUACACACACGCUCACAAUCGAUCCCGCGUGCAAGAGAUUAGCAAAGGACCUUGAGAAUUUCGCGUCUGAUGGCUAUAAUGGCGUCAUUCCCGCACCCACGGCCUCUGUUACUGGUGUCAAAGGGUAUAGUCUGCUUGUGGUCGAUUACAAGGUUGUGAUCACUGUAAAGGUUUGGGGUGGUGAUGAUAUCGUGAAGACUAUCGCUGUGGACUUGGAGAGUGUUGCCGAACGACCAGGACGAUCAGACCGCUACCUAGACUCCCAGCGACUACCCGUACCACAGCGGGAUAGUGUGAAUCCUUCACUUCUAGCAGGUAACAAUUCUUCCGGGGCGCAGGAGGUUGUCGAUGACGACAACACUGUAUACGAUGGCUUCGCUGAUGCUGGUAGUUCAACCAGUAACCUAACUGCGGUUCACGCAAACGCUUCCUGUUCGAAUCUCAACUCUGACACGAGCUCAGGCCCAUUCACCCCCGACAGGCGCGGUGGUCGACAACGGUCUAAUUCUACGUCACCGCGAGUAGGUCCUGUACCUGUAUCCUUAGGUGUAGGUUCGUCUCAGUCUGUCGAACGUAUCCAGUCUAAUCUGUCUCUUCGCUUUGGUACAUUGACAGCCCCCCUCCGCAUAUCUUCGCCUGCUCUGUCGGCAGCCAAUACGCCGCCGCAGUAUGGUGAGAUCGGAUCGAAGUCCACUAAAUCGUACGGCAAUCUCGAACGUCGACGUCAGUCGUCUGCGGAUCGUCGUGGUUCUGUAUCUGUGUCGGAUUCCAUGCUAAAUGACAAUGGUGAAACUCCAGGAACUCGUAGGAGGAGCAGACAAGGAUCAGUCGGUGCGCGAGGUAUCCGACGUCUUAGUAAGGCGAUCACACCAUUACUUGGUAUAAAUGGUAGUUCUGGUAAUAUAACAGUUCCGCCAGAAUUUACGCGGAGUGAGAAUGAUGUGGCUCAAGACUCGCAAACACCCAAUACAUCUCUGCACGAUUUAGCAGAAGGUAUAGAUGAAGGUAGUGAUAUCCCCAAGAAAAAGAAGAGUAGUAGGCGUGGCACAUUUAACGUGGGUACUCUAAGACGUCUGAGUAAGGCUAUUCUGCCUGUGCCAAAUACAACUGACUCGAGUGAGGGUACCGAAGUAAGUGAGCAAAAGGCAUCUGCUGGAAAGAAGAAUACCUCUACUGGUAGCACAGAUGAUGUCACAAGUAUUAAUGCCGGAGGAAAUCAUGUGAAUUCACUACCGAAAACCACCUCUGGUGUACUUUUGCAGAUCAAUGACAACAACGCAGGUAUUAGUGACGAUGAUGGCUUACCCGCGUAUUCACAGGUGGUAAACUAGAUAUGCUAAAGCAGUGGGUGCAUUCAUCGGCAAGUUCCGCACUCGAAUUCGAUUUGUGAAGCAAUCCGGCCCUGUGUGUGAAUGCAAAUUGCGCAGCGAUUGCGCAUUCGAUUUCCGUAUACACAAACUUCAAAUUCGGGCGCUACUUGUGGAGAAUAUAAUUAACUGUGCAAGCGACUAGAUAAGCUGUUCCAUUUCAUAUCAACAUGCCAAAAUGAUCAGCAUGACGAAUCUGGUUAUAUAAAUUGCCAAAUAAAAGUGAACAUGAGUACUUUCAGGUACCAGGCUCCGCAAAGAAAAUAUACUCCCUUUUACAUACACGACACAAAUAGACAAAAUAAAUGCAACUUUCAUUGGAAAC